UAUUGAUCAAGUUAAAUUUUCUAAGGACGCAUGUUGAUAAGAUCGCGUAUUUGUCGACUGUAUAAGAAAUUUGUUACGAUAUCAACAUCCGUCGGGAGAAUUUUUGUGAGGUUCACCAUCGCGCGCCAUUGUACGAUCGUAAUUUUUCGUUUAUGACGUCAUUUGUGAAUUACACAAGCGUCAUCGCUCAAUCUGUUGUGGAAAAUUUCAUCGAAUUCAUGGCAGCACCGACUAACUCUGUUUUUCCUAAUAAAAAUUAAAACGGCGGAUUUUUCAACCAUAUUGUACCGUUCAGUGAACGUUCCCUACAGUGGUUUCGUUCCCCCGAGAAUCCCGUUUGAACGAAGUUUAAUUAUCGCUUUUGGCUGUAACUUGGCAACUUGCUGAAAUGUCGAUGCAACAGUUUUGUUUACGAUGGAACAACCAUCAGCCAAACUUUAUUUCUGUAUUUUCAAGUCUGUUGAACAAUGAAACAUUGGUAGACGUAACAUUGGCUGCUGAAGGAAGACACCUACAGGCACACAAAGUUGUAUUGUCUGCCUGCAGCACAUAUUUCCAAUCAUUGUUUACUGUGAAUCCAUGUCAGCAUCCGAUCGUCAUAUUGAAGGAUGUAAAAUUUUCUGAUUUAAAAAUCAUGGUUGACUUUAUGUACUAUGGUGAGGUGAACAUAUCACAGGAUCAAUUACCAUCAAUUAUAAAGACUGCAGAGAGUUUGAAAAUAAAAGGACUGGCAGAAAUGCAUACUGCUUCUUUAACCAAAUGGCCGAGUGGUAGCAGCGAGCCUGGAGGAGGAGAUCGCGGCGAAUCUUGUUCACCUAGUCCAUCUCCGUUAUCACCUUCUUUUAGAAGGAAAAGGUUAAGGAAAUCAUCCACAGGCUCAACAUCUGGGUCUGGUGACAAACCAGAAGAGAUGAAUGAAAUCACUUUAGUCGCUACCAAUAUCGUAAAACCAGAACCAUUAAUAGUGUCCCAAGAAAGCGGAGAGAGUCUAAGAAGACCGAUAAAUACUAGUACCGAAUCUCAAGGAAGCAUAGAUGAAGAUCAGAUAUCAAUUAUGAGUAACAUGGAAAACAGUUCCGCAACAACGCCAGCACAAAGCGAUGGAUCUUUACAAGACGUGAGUCAACAAUCAGGAGGAAAUGUGGCGCAAAGUUCGCUUUCUUCGCAACCACCUGCGCAUCAAGCUAUGCAUCUUUCAAUUGCAGUACCCUGCAGGCAAACAGGAGUGAAGAGGUGUCGUCUGUUGACCCGUCAGCCCCGUGUGAAGAAGGAGCCGAAUCACCUGUCACCAGAUAGCGAGACGUCCCCGCACAUCGUGCCAUCGUCGGGGCACACUACGCCCACCCUGACUCUACCGCAGAGUUCGAGAACAUUGGAGGAGACACGAAUCUGUCCGUCGCCACCGCAAUCGAUGCCGGUGAACCAAGCUAGUAGCCUGUUGACGGUCUCGACCUCGACGAACCUGUUGACCGUGCCUCAACCAUCCUACCUGAUGAAACAACACUCUCAUCCGAUCCUAUCUAGUCAACAACAGUCUACCAGCGGUAAUUACUGGAUUCACAGGCAGCAUUCGAAUCCAGAGCUACCCGGGAGGACCAUCAGCCCCUCCAUAGUAGUGGAACCUGCGCCUGUCGUCAAAAAGGAAGAGGACAGCUCGGAGGAGCCUAACAUCAUCACUGACACCGGAGGUUCGACCUCUGGACUCAGAGUGAAGACCUCGGAACUUAGAAGAAGCUCCUCCUCUCCUCAGACUCCAAUUAGGGAAUCAAGGGAAAGCACAGGGGAUCAACGUCUAGGACACUGUCCAGUGUUACGUCUAGGUCCAGCACUGAGCUGUAACCACUGUUGGAAGACCACAGACUCUCAUGGCAGGACACUACGAAGGAAAACAAAGUACCAUUGUCCAGAGUGCCAGUCCAACCUCUGCCUGGUACCCUGUUUUCAAGAAUACCACGAACAACGUCGAGAGCUGAAGCUGAAACCUCUACCGAAAACCAGUUCCGUCUAAUGCGUCCCUGUUUUGUAAAUCUUGUUUUAUCAAUCCUGAACACACACAUGCUUCGAAUGUGUGAGAGAAAAGAGUAUUGAUCAUUGAUCGACUCUGUUGAGACUCUAUGGUGUCUUUUUAAGGUGCUCGUAGGCCUUGAUUGUGAAAGAUACUUGUAAUGAAAUUGAUUUUGGAAAUUUUAAGAGACCAGUCGAUGGAUAAGUCUCUGAGGAUCGGUAUCUUCGAUAAGAGCUGAUUGUCGUUUGCCUUACCAGAUGAUAUUUUCAGAAACGAAGAUGAAUUGACUAGAUAACGAAAGUUCCUAAGGAUAUUAGCAAAUUGACACCAAAAAUAAUUGUAUAUUAUUCAUUUGUCUAUGAUUCGAGGUACCCGCUUGCGAAUCAGUUCCGAGUUGCAAUUAUUUUUUAAUGGUGUACCGAAAUCUUUUAAUUAUUUAUUUCUUUUGUUAACUCGAACUGACGUUUCCGAGGAACCUCUUUCCAUAAUUGUUGAAUAAAUGAAAUCGUUGUAAUGUUCUUCGUUGGGGGUGUAAACGAUACAUGGAAUAAUAAACAAAUGAAGAAGCAUAUUGCUAGCCUUACAGUUUCAGAGAAGAAUUUUCCAAGGAGCAAAUAUUGUAUGUUUGAGGGAAACCUGGAGGUCCUUUGAGGAUAUUGAGCGCGGCAAAUAUUAAGACCGAAGGACGAGGGGUUGGUUUUCUUAGAACUGAAACGAAGCCACGGUGAAAUAUUCGUCAGAGGAGCGUCAUAUUUUUCCUCCAACGAAUUAACCACGUAUUUGACUUUAUUUCUGGCUACGGUUUUCCAUUUCCAACUGUCGAAUCGUCCUUAUAUUAAAUGUAAAGGAGGGUGCAAUAUAUAGAAUUGAAUUUUAUUUAACGACAGAUUUUUCGAGGAGAAGAAAUACGAGUGAACAGAACGUUUUAUGUAAAUCUAAUUAUCCAAAAGAAAGUAAAGAUAACAGAUUAUUUGUAACGAUCUUUAAAGUACUGCAAACAAAAGUCUUUUAACAGGAAAUAAAGUCAUUGAAACAGCUGAUCCUCUGAAGUUACUUUGAGCAGUGUAAUUAACAUCUUUAUCUUAUGAAAUCUCAUUGGAAUUGUUUAACGAUCAUAAAACGUUCUAUAUUCUCGUACAAUAUGUACUUGUUGUUUAUAGUCUGUCUAAAAUGAAUUAAUUGCUUAAGGAAGAAAGCUUUUACGUAUAAUGACGUUAAGCCAUUCAUUAAUUUUCGACAGAUUAUAUUAUUGUAUCUAUAAAACGAUUAAUGUAUUUCUAUACGCGUGUAAAUAACCGUAUCGCUUGGAUGUACAUAUUUUUAUCGACUUCCGGUUUCGACGGAAGCCUCGAAUGAAUAUUGAUAAAGAAGAUCCGCAUUUUUGAUAUUACACAAUGUGACGACAGUCUCCAUCGGAGAUACGUGUAUUUUAUGCAUUUACUCGGCCAGAGGAGUUUGGAAUGAUUGUCCUCUUUUUUUUAAAGCAACGAAUAAAAGAGGCUAGAGAAUAUAGUUUUCUAUAGACGAAGAAACGUUGUCUUUAAUUUUUGGACUUUGUCGAAGAUAAGAAGUAUUUUGCACCUGUUUGCAAGAUUUUAUUACAGAGAUGAUAGAUAUAUGUAUAUGUAUAUUUGUUAAAAAAAUGAAAAAGAAAAAAAUUCAGAAGCUGAAAUUUUUGAGAAACGAUGAAUCGUCUUUCAUCGACCCGAGAGGAAUACCUUUUCGUUCCGAAUCAAGGGACUUCGUAAUGUCCUAUACCCUGAGGAAGAGCUUAGCACCCAGAAGAUGUAUUUUUUCUCCCAUCGAGUCCGUGUUUCUGAACGAUACGUUCCCCAGUCACAUAAUCGCGCACCUCGAUGAUAAACACGAGAGGAUGUAGCAUACAUGCAAUAUAUAUUUUUUGUCAGCGAACAUACUGUAACGACAGUUGUAUGGAGUAAUUACAUUUUAUGUAAACCUAGAAUAAGAUUCAUAAGUGAACGAAAUAAAAGAACGUGAUCUAA
Messenger RNA from Osmia bicornis bicornis, 4008 nucleotides. It is a transcript of the gene BtbVII, whose product is annotated as longitudinals lacking protein, isoforms H/M/V. Gene Ontology annotation, cellular component: nucleus. Gene Ontology annotation, biological process: regulation of transcription by RNA polymerase II. Gene Ontology annotation, molecular function: protein binding; DNA binding. Bases 389 to 2008 code for a protein of 539 amino acids. The record is from RefSeq and is a predicted model, not a curated record. NCBI's taxonomy places the organism in Eukaryota, Metazoa, Arthropoda, Insecta, Hymenoptera, Megachilidae. The transcript has 6 exons.